Molecule: messenger RNA, 600 nt
Organism: Rhagoletis pomonella (apple maggot)
Lineage: Eukaryota; Metazoa; Arthropoda; Insecta; Diptera; Tephritidae
Source: RefSeq, a predicted model, not a curated record
AAUGGAAUUUUUCAUGGAACUGAAACCGGGUUCCACUAUAUGAAAUAGGCCCCUGAACUGUUAACAAAUUACCUAAUGUUUCAGUCAGAUUAUAGCAGUUAAAAAAGCAAAUAAUUUUUUGGCAAAAAUAAAAGGCUUUGCAAAUAACAUGUUUUAUAUCCCAUUAUUUUAGUAUAAUAAUGUGCAAAUUUGAAGAAGCGCCACUUUACCGAAUAUCUAACUUGUGAACAUUUAUUAUUUCUUUCGGUAAUGUAAUGUAUAUUUAUAAAUACUGUAAAAGACCUACAUAUAUGCACACAUUUAAAGUGAACAUAAAGGUUAUUAAAAAAAAAUUACGUCAAUUGAAAUGAGAUGUAGGUAGAAAUUGCAUAAACAUUGUGGAGCGUAAAAAAUGAAGAAACGAUGAAAGCAGCGCAAGCAGUUUUACCAACAAAAUCCAGGACAUAAAAUGCAAAGAAAAGUAUUGACGUUGGAAUCGUCUUCAUACAGCGCACCGAAGGGAAGUGAAAAGAAUGAGGCAGUCAUCAAGCUUCUGCCAUCUGCGACUUAUGUCUUUGAUAACCUUUGGAUUGGUACUUGGCUCGCAAGUUCACCUACUGU